Messenger RNA from Acanthaster planci (crown-of-thorns starfish), 3298 nucleotides. RefSeq lists its product as uncharacterized. Lineage: Eukaryota; Metazoa; Echinodermata; Asteroidea; Valvatida; Acanthasteridae. The record is from RefSeq and is a predicted model, not a curated record.
CCUCUUUUCUGUGUUGGGUCUGCACUGUCAAUUCCCCGGUUUCCCGAAGUGCAUUAUCAGAAGUCGCCAUCAGGCUUUAUUAAUGGCUAGUAAAGCAACGUAUUACAGAAAUCGCUUAAAAAGGAAAGACCCCGAAAAAUAUGCAGACUAUCCGCAAAAGCAAGCUGUAGCUGCUAAAGGCAGAAGAGACCAACUUAGAAAAGAGCUUUCAGAGAGAAAGCCCUCCAUAAAGUCUCUUACCUUGAAGGAACGACAACUUGAACAAAAUAGGCUCCGACAACAAAGAUAUAUGGAAAGAAAAAAGGAGGCAAGCAAAGAUGACAAGUGUGGCUUGACGGUUAAGUUGGUUUUGAAACCCCCAAAACUCACCCAAAGUACCAGAAGCGCAAGUUCGGCGCAGUCAAGCAUCGCAACAUGGUCGUCACGGGAAGCUAAGAGGGCCUACUGGCGGGAAAGAAAACAAGCAGAAAGAAAGAGACUACGGGAAAGCUGCCCACAGAAAUUAAGACAGAUUCAAGGAAAGGACCGCGAACGAAAAAGACAGCAAAGGGCCAAUGUAAAACAAACCAAAGAAACAAUAAGGUCACCGGGAUACAAAACAAGGAACUGUACAUCAAAAGUAAAAAGGGUACUGCAACCCAAAAGCCCUAACAAGUUGGCCUCUGUUGUUUCCCCUUCAAUCAAAAAUGCAUCUCCUCAAAAAACUUAACAACGAAGACAUAGGGAGUGACAGGAAGAGUGGCAUUCCGUCUGAAGGUUCGAGAAAUUACUGAGAGAAUUGAGUGCCAAAGGAGUGGAAGAGAAACCCUGAAACGUUUUGCGUGUACAUCUAUCAAGAAUGCAAAGAAAGUGCAAAUCAGUAAGCAGUUCCUAUUAAGUCAGGGGACUGCCCGAAGAGCACAAAAUCUUAGGGACCGCCAUGCAGCAGGCCGUGGGAGAAUGAGACUGAAAUUGCGGCAACGAGUCAAGGAAUUCCACCUUCGAAAUGACAUCUCAUAUCCUUCACCUUUGAAGAGAUUCAUUGUUAAGUAUGGUCCAGGUUGACAUAUGCAGAUGCCACUUGGAGAAGCACAUAAGAUGUUUGAAUCAGAGAAUCCCAGCGGCAAAGUGAGCUAUUGGAAGUUCACGUUCCUGAGACCGAAAAAUUUGCAUCUCCUAUCGAAAGUCCAUCACGAUGUUUGCGGUUGUGUGUAUUGCGUAAAUAUCAAGUACAAAAUCCUUGCGAUCAACUGUGCAAUCGACGCAAUAAAACUUACCACUGUGAAGACGAUGCCUGAUGAAUUUUCAUUUGUUAACAGUCUGCUUUGUCCAACAUCAGAUACCCAGCAGUUCCAGGACAGCAAGUGUAGUAUGGGCACCUGCACCCAAUGCGGCAGUUACGGUGAUCACAUAGGUAACAUGUACACAGAUGUCGUUGACGCAUCAUGUGCACUGCACACGUGGCUCCAUUGGGAAAAGGAAGAAAAAAUAAGUGAGACAUUAACUGGAAAGAUUCACCCCGUUUUGAAGACAAAGCACGGUCCUAUGAAAGUUCUAAUUUAAGAACUGGUCAGAGAUGUUGAACAACCUGUGCACGGCAUUUCAUUUGUGAAGCACCUGUUUACAGCAAGAUGGCAACACAUGCAGUUCGCAUAUGUGAAAGACAACUUACCAAAAAACUGGAGUCUCAUGAUAAUGGACUCUAGUAAAAACCGCAGAAUUUUCUAUCAAGAUGAGAUCAAAUCUCCCCACUACUGCCAAACUCAAGUCACAAUUCACCCAGUCAUCAUGUACUAUAACAACCGCAAUACUCUUGUGAGAGAUUCGCUAAUAUUCCUCACUGACGACAUAGUUCACGACUACCACACCAUUCAACUCUUUCUGAAGCUUGCCUCUCACCAUCUCUCUAAGCAGAUAAAGACAACGCGCGAGGUGAUCUGGUUUGAAGGUUGUCAAAGCCAGUACAAAGGUAGAGGAACGUUUGCCGACCUCAGUCUGUCUUCAAAGUCCCGAGAACUUAACUACUUUGGUGCAGAGUAUAUAGAAGGUGAAGGAGACCGGGAGAUUGCUGUGGUGAACAAAGCUGUCGAUCAAGCAAUUCUCGGGAGGAAAGUCGUCAUCAAUUCUGCCCAAGAAUUAUGGCAGUGGUGCUCUGAUAAUCUAGCAACUGAUACAGCUUGUUCAAAGAGGCGAUUUGUAUAUGUAGCUCCCACUGAAAUCCAGCGAGAUCGACCCCUGACUGAGAUAGCCACAGUGAAGGGCUGGCGAGGUUUUCACCAGCUUCAAGUUGCAGGUCCCUAUAAACUGUUGACAAGGCGACUGUCAUGCUUUUGCCCUUCAUGCCUCAUUGGCCAAGAGCAGACAUGCUUCAAUGCAGAACACACAGGCAGAAACUUCCAACAGAAGUGUCUGCAACUAAGAAGAAAACACCAAACUGUGACUGAUGUGUUGCAGAUAGUGAAGACUGAGGACUGCGCACCCAGCAAACUGUCAGCUGUACAGGCACUCCUGUUCUUACGGGUGCAUCGUGUUUGUGUAUUACAUUAUGUAAAUCAUAAAAUAUUUGGACACUGGCGCAUAUUAAGAAAUAAAUGUAAAUUUUCCCAAUCAACUUGUACUUCUUUUGUGUGUGCUGUGAUCAAUAAACAGAUUAUCGCCAUAAGUUGAAGAAAAUCCGAGUUGGUGACUUCAUUGUAGUUUAACAUCAUAGAGACCGUGAAAUUUGCGACUAGCAUUUGGCAAAGACCUGUGUUGACUGUUGAAAAUGACCCCAUGCGUUCGUCAUACCACAGGAAGUCUUUGCCAUUUUCCAGUGUUGCCAGACACAGACGAAGAAUCCUGGCCAAACAAAAGUGACUAUCCGCUACGUAGAACUGACGGCGUCACGGGCAGUUUCAUCAAGUCGAGUCUCUGGUGCAAUGUCAUCAGUGAACAUUCAGGUUCUCAACACAUUUUCUAGCAAAGCUAAAUGACGUACCAAAUGGUAGCUACAAUCAAUUUUUUUAGAAUACAAACGUCACAAACGCACCUUUGUGGCUCAUUUAACCUUCUUUUCAACGGCUGUUUCACUGUUUCAAAGGGUAUUUUAUCACCUUUUUCGGUUUUUAUGCUCAUGAGUAUUUCCGUAUUCAUGAGCAAAACUAUGAUGUCAUCUCAGGAUAAGGUGGAAUGUGACAUUGGUUUGUACUUAAAAAAGUCCUACCAUGAUUUUGGUAGAUUUUCCUGGGCUUAAUCUCUCCUCUGCUGAUUCAUUUUUGUGUGUGCAUAGCAAUAAGAAAUCAUCAAUCCUUCUCUUCUGGGUUCACAAUUUGAACAGAAA